Sus scrofa (pig) is the source of this 4134-nucleotide messenger RNA. RefSeq names its product death associated protein kinase 3 (gene DAPK3). NCBI's taxonomy places the organism in Eukaryota, Metazoa, Chordata, Mammalia, Artiodactyla, Suidae. Gene Ontology annotation, cellular component: nucleus; cytoplasm. Gene Ontology annotation, biological process: positive regulation of apoptotic process; intracellular signal transduction; protein phosphorylation. Gene Ontology annotation, molecular function: protein serine/threonine kinase activity; ATP binding. The record is from RefSeq and is a predicted model, not a curated record.
CUGUCGGACGCGGUGACGUCACACGGGUUGGCGUGUCGCGGCGGCCAAGGCGGCGGGGCCGGAGGAAGCUGUGGCGGCGGGCGCUGCUGAGGAGCGGUUCUGCGGCGCGGGGCUGAGUAGGGGUCAUAGCUAAAGAACUGUCUAAAGUCCUGUCCCUGGGCCACUGUGAUUGGACUGGUGUUGGAGUGGAAGGAAGACCAGCCACCAUGUCCACAUUCAGGCAGGAAAAUGUGGAAGACCACUAUGAGAUGGGGGAGGAGCUGGGCAGCGGCCAGUUUGCAAUUGUGCGGAAAUGCCGGCAGAAAGGCACCGGGAAGGAGUAUGCGGCCAAGUUCAUCAAGAAGCGCCGCCUGUCAUCCAGCCGGCGGGGGGUCAGCCGGGAAGAGAUCGAGCGGGAGGUGAACAUCCUGCGGGAGAUCCGACACCCCAAUAUCAUCACACUCCAUGACAUCUUUGAGAACAAGACCGACGUGGUCCUCAUCCUGGAGCUGGUCUCAGGUGGGGAGCUCUUCGACUUCCUGGCAGAGAAGGAGUCGCUGACGGAGGACGAGGCCACUCAGUUCCUCAAGCAGAUCCUGGACGGCGUCCACUACCUGCACUCCAAGCGCAUUGCUCACUUUGACCUCAAGCCGGAGAAUAUCAUGCUUCUGGACAAGAAUGUGCCUAACCCGCGGAUCAAGCUCAUCGACUUUGGCAUUGCCCACAAGAUUGAAGCAGGGAAUGAGUUCAAGAACAUUUUUGGCACCCCAGAGUUCGUGGCUCCUGAGAUCGUCAACUAUGAGCCCCUGGGUCUGGAGGCAGACAUGUGGAGCAUUGGCGUCAUCACCUACAUCCUCUUGAGCGGUGCAUCCCCGUUCUUGGGUGAGACCAAGCAGGAGACCCUGACCAACAUCUCUGCCGUGAACUAUGACUUUGAUGAGGAGUACUUUAGCAACACCAGUGAGCUGGCCAAGGACUUCAUCCGCCGGCUGCUUGUCAAAGACCCCAAGAGGAGAAUGACCAUCGCUCAGAGCCUGGAGCAUUCCUGGAUCAAGGCGAUCCGGCGGCGGAAUGUGCGUCGUGAGGACAGCAGCCGGAAGCCUGAGCGCCGGCGCCUAAAGACUGCCCGCCUCAAGGAGUACACUAUCAAAUCGCACUCCAGCAUGCCCCCCAACAACACCUACAUCAACUUCGAGCGCUUCUCCAAGGUGCUGGAGGAGGUGGCGGCGGCCGAGGAGGGCCUUCGAGGGCUUGAGCACAGCCGACGCCUGUUCCAUGAGGACAUCGAGGCGCUGACAGCUAUCUAUGAGGGGAAGGAGGCCUGGUACCGUGAGGAGAAUGAGAGCAUCGGCCAGGACCUGCGGCGGCUGCGCCAGGAGCUGCACAAGACCGAGGCGCUCCAGCGGCAGGCCCAGGAGGAGGCCAAGGGUGCCCUGCUGGGGGCCAGUGGGCUCAAGCGGCGCUUUAGCCGCCUCGAGAACCGCUAUGAGGCACUGGCCAAGCAGGUGGCCUCUGAGAUGCGGUUUGUGCAGGAUCUGGUGCGUGCCAUGGAGCAGGAGAAGCUGCAGGGUGGGGAGUGCAGCCUCCGCUAGGGCUGCUCAGGGGGGCAGUGUCCUGCAGCCUGGGUGAAGCCCCCGUCACUCUAGUGUGGCCCUGGAGGGCCCCCAGGCUGGAGGCCCAGCUAGGAGGAGCACUGGGCUGGGAUGGACUCCAUGGUCCCAGGAAUUAAUAGCCAAGGCAGGGUCUUGGCCUGGCUCUGCCCGGGGAGGAUGUUGCUGAUCUGGACCCUUUCUGUACCACCUGUGUCCCCCCCCAGGUCAGCUUCUCCCUCCUGCAGGAUUAACUCUAGGGACUUCCAAGGCAGCAUCACUUUGGGAAUUUUCAAGGGGUUGGCCUCUCCAAGAGGGGAUUGGCCAUGGCGGACACAGUUGUCUCGUGUGCAUGGCCAAGCAUCGUUUAUGUCCAAGGCCUGAGUUGGGCUGGGGCGGGGGGGCGGUGGUACGGUCUGUGAAUGCCUGGGGCUCGCCACAGUGGUCAGAAUUUGAGGGGCUUCAGGGACACACCAGCUCCUCCUCCAGGGUUGGUGGUGAGGUGGCCUCUGAGCCUGGAUCUUCAUAUCCCCAGCCCCUCACAGGGCCCCCAGUCCAGGGCUGGGCACCAGGGCCAUAGCUGAAGGGAUGAUCUAGCCCUCAAGGAGACGUUGGUCUGGGGGUGGUUUUGGUAGCGUGUGGCGGGGCAUGGUGCCCACAUGCAGUAAAGGAAACAGCUGCAAAGCUGAGUCUCCAUUGGGGGUAGGGAAGAGAGUGAAGAGCCAGGCACCCUGGAGUGUCCCGCCAACUGGUGGGCUAUGGAACCAUCCCUUUCUCACUAGCACCUUGAUAGUGCACAGCCCUGACUCGCUAGAGCCAUCAGCCAGGGUCCUACCCUUGCCUAGUCUUCAGCGCUGCCCCAUCUCACUCCCUUCCCUAGUGCUGCCUCAGGCCAGGACUUCUUGGGCCCCCGAAGUGAUUCCUAGAGGCCUGCAUUCCCAGCGUCCUCUCCCUGGAGAGCCCCAGAACUUAUGUCCUGAUCCCCCCCCGCCGGCCCCCUCCCAAGCUCUGUGCUGCCGUGAUUGCCUCCACUGGCAUGUUUAGGGACCUGCUGAUGGGUGGAGCCUUGGGGAGCUUAUGGGACCAGAAGGUUGAGUCCUGGGUUUCAGCAGGCAUUGCUGCUGCGCACCACUAGGUGCUGCCCUCGAGCAUGAUUUUGCGUGUAAGAGGAAGUGCCCUAUGAGCCAGGCUUGACUGAGGUGUGGGUCCCUGGUGGUGACUGCUCUGAGCUGAGUUCUCUGCUGCUGGUUGGGUUAAUCAAGGGAUCCCUGUACAGCAGCCCCCAUGCCCCCCUUAGCCUGAGAGGAGUUCAAGGGGAGAGCCAGGCAGGUGGGUGGGUACUCCUGCUGUGACUCUGACAGGCUCAGGGCUUAGGCUUCACAACCAUGGGGAGCUGAGGAGAGCCUUGAGACCUAGUCGCGGAGCUGACACAGGGGAUGCCUGGUUCUUCUGUAUACCCUUCACAAGUUCCAUUGUAUGAUGUUCACACCUCUAAGCAUGUGCCUGUUGCCAGCCUAAAGGAAAUAAAGCCCAGCUCCCUGGCAUCCUGCUCUUCUCUGUCCUCUGGCUGGGGCAGGGGUGGCCAGCCUUUGCAGUCCCCCGGUGCUGUAGCCCUUCCAGUCUCUUGUGUUUCUUUACCUUUGUCCACUGCCUGUCCCCUGCUGGGGGACCUUGGAGUCUGCUUUGAUCUUGGGACUCAGCUGGCUUGUUUGGUUUUUUUUUGGAGGGUUUUGGUUUUGUUUUUUUUUUUUUUAGUGCGCAAUCAUGGCAUAUGGAGAUUCCCAGGCUAGGGGUCAAAUCAGAGCUACAGCUGCAGGCCUACAUCACAGCCACAGCAAUGCGAGAUCAAUCCACAUCUGUGACCUAUACCACAGCUCAUGGUUCCUAGUCGGGUUCAUGAACCACUGAACCAUGAAGGGAACUCCUGGAUUUUUUUGUUUUUGUUUUUUCCAUUUUGAUGGGAUAGAGGCUUCCAGGCAGCCAGAGUGGGCUCAGAGAGGUUUCAAAGGGAGGCCCCUUUGUCCCUCCUGAGACGACCAGGUUGCACAUGGGCUCCCUUGCCUUGCUUGGGCACUCCUGAAAGAGACAUCCUUGUCCCUCCUUCUGCCACUGCUGGCCUCUGGGUCUGGAAUGUGGCUCCAACAAGGGCCCUUCUGAUCCUCUGCCUCCCUCCCAGUGGCUCCACUCAGCCUUCUGUUACCUCGUUCUGUGCAUCAAGGGACACAUUUCUCUCUUUUUUUUUUAACUUUAGAAAAAUUGAGUUAUGAUUCACCAUACAAUUCAUCCCCCCCCUUUUUUUUCUUUCUUUUUUCUUUUUUGGCUGCUCCAUAGCAUAUGGAGUUCCUCGGCCAGGGAUCAGAUCCAGGCCACAGCUGCAACCUAUGCUGAAGCUGUGGUAACAUAGGAUCCUUUAACCCAUUGUACUGGGGAUCAAACCUGUGUCUCAGUGCUCCAGAGACACUGCUGUGCCACAGCAGUAACACCAAAAUUCAUCCUUUUUUAUCUUUUUUUGGUCAACAAAUUUACACUUUUAAAAUCUCAGUAAAUUUUAGCUAAUCUAACAGAC